This is a messenger RNA of Ceratitis capitata (Mediterranean fruit fly), 2583 nucleotides long. RefSeq names its product sodium/bile acid cotransporter. The transcript has 3 exons. The record is from RefSeq and is a predicted model, not a curated record. NCBI's taxonomy places the organism in Eukaryota, Metazoa, Arthropoda, Insecta, Diptera, Tephritidae. Gene Ontology annotation, cellular component: membrane. The coding region runs from base 720 to 2159 and encodes 479 amino acids.
AACGCGGUGGCAAUGGACGGUGCUGCAACAGAGAGAUGCUGUUGACAAAAACAAAAAAAAAAAAAAGUAUUUUAAAACUAAAAAUAAACUAUUUACGCAUGCAAAUGAAGCUGUAAUAUCCGUCCAUUGGAGAGAUCUAAUUUUUGGCCUGUGACUUAAGGAGGCAGUGAAAAUUUAAGAUUAAAAUUAAAGCGAUCACAAUUGCUUUGAGGUCAAUGAGAAAAGUGUAAAGUGUUUUAGAGUUAAGAAAUUUUUCAGUAUCAUCAUGAUAAAAAUAUGCAGAAUACACAUGUGCAUACAUACAUACACAAUAAACAAUAUCGGAGUAUCAUCAAUAUUUCAAUUAACAAAGAAAUAUUAAGUCUGUUUGGUGAGCUGAUGGGCAUUAACAAUUGUUGCUGAAGCGCAUUCAGUGAGGCAAAGAGCCAAUAGAAUUUACCAUUAUCUAAACAUAUGAAGGUCCAAAAAUUCAGUUAAUCGGCAAGACGGCAAAGCUAUCGGUAAAAAGUUAAGCGUCAAUAAUGAUUAAAAUAAUCUUCAUUACUCGAGCAUAGUGAACGCCACAGCUGUCGCUAUCGGUAAUAAUCAAGCGCCACACAAAUUUACACUACAAUCUUUUUAACUCGAGAAAUAGAAAGCUACUCAGUUUACAUACAUUGCCUGCAGGUUAAACAAGCAGCGCAGUUUUGAAUAGCCGCGCGCGCUAAGAAAACGUAGAAAUGAGACGGAAAAUGCAGUAUUUGUUGUUGUUGCUCGCGUUGUUAUGCACAUUAAAUGUAGCAGCUGCAGCUGUGGGUGGUGCUGGUCUUGAAGUUGAUGAAAACCAUACAAAAGCCGUGAAUUGGUCAGUGCAAUUUGAAUAUGAACAGUUAAAUAUGACAAUGAAACAAAUGCAGAAAGUUUCAUUCGUUAUCACGGUCGUUGAAACACCAACAAGCUUGGAAAAUAAUGCUCAAUUUCACGUGAUGAAUGAUAACGUUGAUGUCGCCCAUAUCGAUCAGAUGGAGAUGAGCUUGACGAGCAGGUUGGAUGGCGUAAUGAAAAUGAGAGGUACUUUUAAUGUGGAAGCAAAACUUUUGGGUUAUACACAUAUUUAUUUGGAGUUGCGACGUGUUGGCUUUGAAACGGUGCAGUCGCAGGCGACUAUGAAAGUUAUUGUGACCAGAACUAUGACUCUGGCCGAUAUCGCAUUCAAUAUUGCUGUUGCCUGCUUUGUCAUUAUUAUUUAUGUCAAUUUCGGCGCUGUGCUGGAUUUGGAGGAUCUAAAGCGUAUUGCUUUGCGGCCAGUUGGACCAGCUAUUGGGCUAUUUUGUCAGUUUGUAAUAAUGCCCGUGUUGAGUUUUCUAAUUGGUUAUCUGCUUUUUCACGAUAUGAUUGAACUGCGUUUGGGUUUAUUCUUUUUGGGCGUAUCACCAGCCGGCGGUUCAUCAAAUAUAUUCGCUGUGCUACUUAAUGGUAAUCUCAACUUGUCGAUUACAAUGACAGCGAUUAGUAAUUUAGCGGCAUUUGGUAUGAUGCCAUUGUGGAUCUUCACUUUGGGCGCUUUGAUAUUUCGUGAUGGCAAUUUUGCUAUACCAUACAGAUCGAUUGCAUCAGUCUCAUGUACAUUGUGUGUGCCGAUUGCCAUAGGUGUUAUGCUACAGCGGUAUGCACCGGAUGUGACAGGGAAAAUGUUAAAAUUGCUGAAGCCGAUCUCACUGCUGCUCAUAUUGACAAUUACCAUUUUUGGUUGCGUUCUCAAUUCUUAUAUGCUGAAAUUGUUCACACCGAAGAUACUCAUCGGCAGCUGCAUACUGCCGUGGCUGGGCUAUGUUAUCGGUUGGCUUAUAGCAACCAUUUUGCGGCAGCCACCAAAAGAUGCCAUCACUAUUGCCAUUGAGACGGGCAUACAGAAUAUUGGCAUUGCGAUUUUUAUGUUGAAUUUCACAUUACCACAACCACAGGCCGACAUGACGAGUGCAGUGCCAAUGGCUAACUCAAUGGUGACGCCAUUGCCUUUGCUGCUCAUAUAUUUUCUGAAAUUGUGCUUUUGUCGAAAUAGUGAGAAAUCAGCCAAGGAGGAAAUAAAUGAAAUUAAAGAAACUGAGUUGGUUGCAAUGAUGGCAAGUGGCAGAGAAAAGGAAUAUGCAAAGUCUGCGCAAAGAACAAACUUAGUUUAAAAGUUAUAAAUAUUAAAUAAUGGAAUGAAAAUUUAGUUAUUAAGCGGAUUGUUAACUUAGUUUAAGGAUUUUAUGGUUGGCCUAUCAUGAAAUCGAACUUUAAUUUAUAAAGCACAGUUCAUUAAGAUAGAUAAUGUGAAAAAAUAUAUUGAUAGAGGAUAGUAAAAAUUUUAAUAAAUAAAAUAAUAUAAAAUUUACGGAAUGAAUUCGAUAACAAACAAUUUAAAUUGUUCUUGAACAGUGCUGCUUGCAGCUAACCAAACAAGUAUUGAAUUUCUUUUAACUUUUUAUUGCAGUUAAUUUUUUUUUUAUUAUUUCAUGCAAAAAGCUCAAAGAUAAUUUUCAACUGAAUUUCAGAUAAUACUCAAUAACAUAAAUGUGUACACAUAUAUAUAGUAAUAUUUAUUUUGAUAACGAAAACUAA